CCGCUCUUCGCAUUGUUGUCAGAAUCGGAGAAACGCUUGGACACCACUCACUUUCUCUCCCCGAUUUUCAGUUAUUUUAUUUCCGUUUCUCGUUAUUUAUUUUAUCCUUUUUAAUUUUCAAGUUUGGCCCUGUGUUUGGUUUUACUUGGUGAGAGAAAAAUGGCUUUCAGUGAUUAUCAGCAAGAUAAGGAUUCCUUCCGUGAAUUCCUCACCAAUUUCUACACGGAUCAUCCCAGCGGUCGAGGAAAGGAGUUCAAGUAUGCGAAACGGCUUACACAAUUGGCUCAUCGAGAGGCUGUCGACCUGAUUCUGGACUUGGACGAUUUGGAGACUUACAAUGGGGGGAAGGAUGUGGAAAUGUUGAUUGAGAAUAUUGAGAAGAAUGCGAAGAGAUACGUCACAAUUUUAUCUGAUGCAGUAUCUGAACUCCUUCCGGAGUCCAGGACGAGAGAAGCGACCCAUAAAGAUGCUUUGGACGUUUUUAUUGAUCAUCGUAUCACGAGUGCACAAAUCUAUGAAGACCAGAUGCACGGACAAGAUCUGCAAGACGCGGCGAACCGGCCAAAGAUUGAGGAUCAGUUUCCGAAGGAGUUGUUGAGACGGUUUGAAGUAUAUUUUAAGCCGAGGAGUGGGACAAAGCCACUUGUUCUGAGAAGCUUGAGGGCUGAUCAGAUUGGAAAAUUGGUUACAAUUCACGGUGUCGUAAUUCGAGCUUCAGAAGUUCGACCACUAUUAACCGUUGCCACAUAUUCAUGCGACUCUUGUUCUGCUGAAACAUUUCAACCCAUCAACAGCCCAAGUUUUACUCCAAUUGUUUCUUGCAAUUCUGACUUUUGCAAGUCUAACCGAACAGGAGGACGACUGCAGUUGCAAACUCGAGGAUCCAAAUUUGUCCGCUUUCAGGAAUUGAAGAUUCAAGAACAAAGUGCUGACGUUCCUGCUGGCCAUGUCCCAAGGACGGUUACUAUUCACUGCAAAGGGGAGAAUACUCGCAAGGUUACGGCUGGAGAUCACAUCUCCAUCACAGGAGUUUUCUUGCCCUUGGCGAAAUCCACUGCCUUUGCCCAAAUUUCUCAAGGACUGAUGACUGAAACAUUCUUGGAGACUCAUCGAUUGAUCCCAAUUUCAAAAUGGAAUGACGGUGAUGUUAUUGAAGACUUGACUGAAGAUGAACUGUUCGAACAUCGUCAAGCAAAUUUCUAUGAAAAGCUAGCUGGAUCUAUCGCCCCUGAAGUGUAUGGACAUGAAGAUGUAAAAAAGUCUUUAUUGCUUCAACUUGUGGGAGGAGUGGAAAGGAGCGUGGGUGGACUGAAAAUUCGUGGCACGGUCAACAUCUGCUUAAUGGGAGACCCUGGUGUCGCCAAGUCCCAAUUGUUAUCUUAUAUUGACCGCUUAGCUCCAAGAAGUCAACUUACAUCUGGACGAGGAAGUACUGGCGUUGGAUUGACAGCUUCCAUUAUGAAGGACCCUGUAACUGGAUUGAUGACACUUGAAGCGGGUGCCCUCAUGUUGGCUGAUCAGGGAAUCUGCUGUAUUGAUGAGUUUGACAAAAUGCAAGACUCUGAUCGUACUGCUCUCCAUGAAGUCAUGGAGCAGCAGACCAUUUCGAUUGCAAAAGCCGGUAUUCUUACCACCCUUCACGCCAGAACUUCCGUUCUUGCUGCAGCGAAUCCUGCAUAUGGUCGAUAUAAUCCAAACAGAAGCAUCCAAGAUAACAUUGCGCUCCCAGCGGCGUUGCUUUCCCGUUUCGACAUUUUGUGGCUAUUGCAGGACAAAGCCGACAAAACUGAAGAUUUAAGACUAGCAAAGCACAUUACUUUCGUACAUCAACAUCUUCAUGAACCCCCAGCUACUUUUAAACCACUCGAUAUGGCUCUCAUGCGACGUUAUAUCGUCGCUUGUCGCAAACAUAACCCGACCGUUCCUCCGAGUCUGAGCGAGAAGCUCGUUGGAGCCUAUGUUGAACUACGUAAUGAAGCUCGUAAUGCUACCGACACCACUUUUACCUCGCCGAGAAGUCUUCUCGCCAUUUUGCGCUUAUCUACAGCUCUGGCCAGACUUCGUAUGUCUGACAUUGUGAUUGAUGAUGAUGUCAACGAAGCUAUUCGGCUUGUUGAGAAAUCUCGAGACUCGAUCAACCCAGGAAAAAAUCCUCAUCCAAACCGUAGUGUUGCUGCCUCGGACAAAGUCGCGAACAUCGUUCGCAGAAUUAAAGGGGCCAUGAAAACAGGUGACAUGACCGUGUCCAUCAAAGAAAUUCGUGAGAGAUGUACCCAGGAAGGAUUAAGUGCCGAUCAGGUUGACCGAUGCCUUGAAGAGUACGAAUCCAUGAAUGUAUGGAGCAUUAACCACAACAGGACCAAGGUCACUUUUGUGUAAAUUUUUGAUACGAACUGGAUUUUACAGACACACAAGCUUUUUUUGAACGAGUCCCAUUUUUCUGAAUUAGUUGGGCUUUUCAAACAUGUGUGCACUAUCUUACAUUUUCUAAAUAUGCAUAAUUUAUUUUACAAAAAUGUUCAGAGUAAAAUUCAACGUUCUUUUUUGUAACUAUAUUUUAUUGUUUUUAAAGCAACAAAUUAUCUGAUCAUUGUAUCAUUGAUGGAUUCACUCAAUAAAUUUAGAUUUUACCGUUUUAA
Molecule: messenger RNA, 2639 nt
Organism: Folsomia candida
Lineage: Eukaryota; Metazoa; Arthropoda; Collembola; Entomobryomorpha; Isotomidae
Gene: Mcm7
Product: DNA replication licensing factor mcm7-B
Exons: 12
Coding region: 160-2379 (739 amino acids)
Biological process (GO): double-strand break repair via break-induced replication; DNA replication; DNA strand elongation involved in DNA replication
Cellular component (GO): MCM complex; nucleus
Molecular function (GO): single-stranded DNA helicase activity; ATP binding; ATP hydrolysis activity
Source: RefSeq, a predicted model, not a curated record